CUGUCCGAAUCCCGUCGGAUUUGAUAUUAUUCAGCGCCGAGCCUUACCCGGCUUCCUCACACCCCGGUGAUCUCUCCCGUACCUGGAUGAUCGUCCUCCUGUCAUGGCGGUGGGAGGCUGCAGUCUGAAGUUAGAAAUCUAGAUUUCCCCGGUCUUACACGAGGCCGGAAACCUCAAGCUUGAUGAAGAGGAGUUUUUACUCUUGUAUCUUGUAGUAGAUGUUUGUUUUCUCCUGUACGUCUUCCGUUUCUCAAAGCUCUUGAACUGCUAUUAUCCAUGAGUUCGUCGAAGUCUGGCGGGAGAAAGAAGCGUGGCCGUGUUGGCGGCCAGCCUUUAGACGACCACUUAUUUACGCUCCAUCAACGCCUUAGGCAGGCUCUCAGCAUGGGACUUAGAAGUGUGACAGGUAAAACCAAAAAAUGGGAUUGUAUAGAUGCUGAAGUGCAACGUGUUGCUGUUCGUUCCAUUUCAUCAUUUCUUAGUCAUUUGUCUGCUGAACUUUUGCACUCUCCAUUUGUUCAGGACACUUUUGGUGAUAUUAUGGUUGCUCUAGAAGGGAUUCUGCAUACAGGAAACCAGACAUUAUUAAGCUUAACAGCAGAAGUCUUGGUAAAGUAUGUUGACCUUCUCGGAGAUUCCAUUCUGAGAUAUGAUUGUUCUGUUCUUAUCCAUACUUUGUCAUGCUUGAUAUCUUCUCCAAGGCCAUCGGUUGCUAUUUCAUGUGCAAUCUCUUUAAAUAGUAUCCUGAAGAAAUUGAAGCCUUGGAAAGUUGAUGAUCACAAGAGUGCUUGGCAAAAACUAGAGUGUACUAAUGCAAUUGAUGGUAUUUUGCAUGGACUACUUGAGUAUAUUACUGGCAACGAGAAACCAGUUGAUUACUUCACUCAGAUGGCUUCUCUUUUAUGCACAAUACUCUGGUGGUGGCCUAGCUCGAGGUAUUCUGUUUGGGUGUGGAGUAAUCAAAAUCUAACAUCCCGGAUAGGUUCUCUGUGCAGAAACCUUGAUUCCUCGAUAUCAGCUGUUAUGCUACAAGUAUAUGCUGCUUUAGCGCUAUGUGGUGAUUUGGCCAUGAAACUUCUUGAAAGCAGAGAACCAGUUGCAGCUUUAGUAUUUUGCAUGGAAAAGUCGCAACCUUAUUCCCUGCGAAUUGAAGCAUUUAGACUCUUUCAGAUGCUCACGAAGUCAGAAGUGGGAACCACCAUGAUCAUGCAGCAAUAUGGCACAUCUGUUGUCAGGAGCAUAACAAGGGCAAUGAUAGAGUGGAAGUCUGUUUCUUCUGAAAGGAUUGCAGCUGAUCAGUUUCCAUUGCUCUUUGAAGCAUGUCGUGCAGCACUAAUUGUCCGUUGGCCUGGUGAUCAUCAUAUCCAGUUUUGGAGCCAUAGAAUUGAUGAAAUACUAUUCCAUCUUCUUGUGAAUAAGCAUUUCACUGUUGAUAAGCCCCUGGAUGUUUCUUUUUUUACAAAUCCAGCUGUAUGCAAGAGUAUGGGUGUUAAUUGUGCCCCAAUAUUGAGGCCCUUUCUUUGGGAUCUUCUUGGGUGGCUUGCGAUACACUGUGACGAAAAAUUCAGCCUGUGUUCUGGUGGAGAAUCCAACUUUCUGAAUGCUCUUAUUUCCUACACCUGUUCAGUUUCUGUGGAUGUCGUUGGCAAGUUGGGUUGCAUACCACAUGAUCUUGUUAAUGAAUUUGAGAUGGAGCCUGCAGCUAGGGCACUCCUACUAUUGAUCUUUUCCCCCUGCAAACAGAUUGCUUCUCAGACACACAAUUGUCUUUUAGAAGCAUUGAAACCUCAUGGUAGCAGGUACAUGGAACUCCUUGUCCAUUCCCUGGAGAUGGUCAUGCAUAGUAGUGUGAAUGGAGCUUUUGAUCAACUCCGUGUUGUAAUUGCCUUGAUGAGUUUAGCUAGCUGCUCAAAUUUGUCCCCUUAUCAAGAUUAUAUCAUUCAGUGCGGUGGUCCACGGGUAUUGUCUUCCAUCAUUCGCAAGCACUCAAGUGCUGGUUUGCGAAUCUCGAGGUCAAGUAUUGUUUCUCAUACGCUGGAUAAGUAUGACUCAAGAACAUGCUGUUCGGAUCAUAGAGAUGGUUGGGAGGGGAUGGACAUUAUUUUAUUCUUUGCUAUGUGUUCAUUUGCAGAACUUGCAAAGAAUUCUGACUUUCUGCUUGAAAUCAGACAAACAUCUGAAGUUCAAUGCUCACUGGAGACAUUCUUGGAUCUACUCAACGGCAGGGGUUUUGGUUCUGGGGUCCAAUGGUUUGUUGCUCAUAUUCUCAGAUGCUUUGGUAUGUAUGGUUUUCCUAGCAAAUUUGGGAGCAGGGUUCGUAAGCAGCUUAAUGUUGAUAAGUAUGCAGACCUGAGACUGAUGCUUCCAGAUGGUGAAUACCUGCAGGCGCAUAAGGUCAUUCUUGCUGCAAGAUGUCCAUUGUUGUUAGUUCCUACAGAAACUGCUUCAGGUAGCAAUAAAUCACGCCGUGCAUCUUGUGCAGAUGAAGAUCUUGAACAACUCUGCACAAAGUUCAGUAAUGUAGUUCGAUUGUCUUCGAGAGUCCAUGGUUGUUGUAUGAAGAAAUUGAUGGAGUUUGCUUAUACCGGUUUUGUGGAAGUAGACCAUGAUCACGUAAAGCAUUUGAAAAUACUUGCCAAGCUCUCUAAUUUGCAAACUCUAACGUUCUUGCUUUCUGGCAAAAGGCCAAAGUGGGGGAGUGCAGUUGCAACCUGUGAUUUCAGUUCUGCUUUGGAAUCUGCUGGCCAUCCUUUCUUUGACAUCAUAUUGGUGCCACAAAUGACUGGGGAAGAAACGUGCAACUGCAUUGUGUGCCAAGAUCAAGUGCCGCAUGUGCAUGCACACAAGACCAUUUUGUUGUCUAGCUGUGAUUAUCUUAGAGCAUUAUUUCAGUCAGGGAUGCAGGAUAGUUCUUUAGAAAAGAUAACAGUUCCGAUCUGUUGGGGAGCCCUGGUCAAAUUAGUUAAGUGGUUUUACUCAGGGGAGCUGCCUCUGCCAUACAUUGGCUGUUUAUGGAACAACAUGGAUGUAAAUAAAAAACUCCAAGAGUUGAAGAUCUACGUAGAGCUGUCUUGGCUGGCUGGACUCUGGUUCUUGGAAGAUGUUGAAGGGUGUAGCUUGCAUGUCAUCAAGUCUUGUCUAAUGUCCAACCCCCACCUUGGUGUCGGCGUCAUGCAGAUGGCUUCAGAGCUCGCACAGUGGAAUAUAGUUGAACUUGCUGCUGAUUAUAUUGCACCUUUGUAUCCGAAGAUGCGUAACCAAGGAGAGCUCGAUGUCCUAGAUGAAGCAUUACUUAAUGCAAUCCGGUCCUCAUAUGUUCGCCUGUCGCUUAACGAUGUAUCCUAAUUUCAUUAUGGAAUGUGAUCUAGAUAUUUGAAAAAAAAAAUGCAACCGUGCCAGCUGAAUGAAAGAUAUGUCAGGCUCGAGACAACUUUGUAGGAGGUUGUCCCAAAACUGUGCAUGUCCGGGUGGUCAUGGUGUUGAUAUUUGGACUUUGCAGUACUUGAAGGCUUGAGACGGCUAUGCCAACUGAAUGAUAGAUAGACAAAGUUUGAGACUUUGUAGGGAAGGUGUCUCUAACAGUGCAUGCCCCAUUGGUCAUGGUGAUAAUAUUUGCAGUAAUUGAAGGCUUGAGCAGCUAUAAAACGUGCUUAGUGGUCAUGUUGGUACUGAUCUUUUGGGGACUCUGAAAUCUUCCAUGGACUUUACCUGAGUUGGCUUGUCAUCUCCUCGGACAUUUUUCAACCGAGUUGGCCUCAAAGUUUGUUAUUGCAACAGCCUCUGAAGGCAAAAGCCUUGAGAUCUCAAUUUUUUUCUCUGCAAGUGUUAUCUUAGUGAAUUUCUUAUGCAAUGCAAUGGUGAGAUUUUGCCUCACAAGGGCUUUUCGUGCAGCUGAUUUACGAGUCCAUAUAGUGAUUGCUGAUAGAAGCAACCAUUCUUGUCCGAACCGUUCUUGAAAGCCUCUCCAAUCCCGAGUCUGUUCCUACCAUUUGCUGAAAGAUGAUGACUAUAGGAGGGAAAUAAGAAGUGCUUCUGUUAUUGCUGAGAACUACCACAGUCUAGAAAAGAAAGCCUAUCAAAGUGACAAAGGUGGGUUUCGGCUGACACCUUACUAGGUAGACGAAAAACUCUCUCUCUCACUUUCAUGGGCAUUCUGUGUAUAAAAGUAUGGGGAAGGUCUAUUGGACUAUGAGAAUGUGUACAAUCUAAUUUGUUUUUUUUUUGUUUCAAGUUCGAUUAUUUUUCUCCCCAAACUUUGUGGGAUCGUCUUGUAUCCUUGAAAGUUGAAAUGGUAUAGCUGUUUCUUUUGCA
Molecule: messenger RNA, 4311 nt
Organism: Nymphaea colorata (pocket water lily)
Lineage: Eukaryota; Viridiplantae; Streptophyta; Magnoliopsida; Nymphaeales; Nymphaeaceae
Product: BTB/POZ domain-containing protein At1g04390
Exons: 8
Coding region: 277-3345 (1022 amino acids)
Molecular function (GO): protein binding
Source: RefSeq, a predicted model, not a curated record